Lodderomyces orthopsilosis Co 90-125 is the source of this 639-nucleotide messenger RNA. Its product is annotated as MARVEL domain-containing protein. NCBI's taxonomy places the organism in Eukaryota, Fungi, Ascomycota, Pichiomycetes, Serinales, Debaryomycetaceae. Gene Ontology annotation, cellular component: membrane. The record is from RefSeq and is a predicted model, not a curated record. The transcript has a single exon. Bases 1 to 639 code for a protein of 212 amino acids.
AUGGUCAUCACAAAGAUAACUACUAGUAUCCUGUUACGUGUGGCUGAAUUUUUAUUCGCCGUCGCAGUAUUAGGUCUCAGUUCCGGUGUAUUAGCUAGCUACAACACCAACAUUCCACGUGUUACUUUUAACUUAGUCGUUGCCAUCUUCGACAUCAUCUGGCUAGCUUAUAUUGCACUCAUUACACCUAAAACUUUAGCAGGUCAAACACCAAGUGCUGUUGUUUUUGCAUGUCAAAUUAUACUUUGGAUCUUUUAUCUUGCUGGUUGGACAGUUAUUGUUGAUGAAUUUCCCAAGGACUGUAAUAAAUCGUUUUACACGCGCGAUUCAAAAGAUACUUGUCAUGCUUAUCAAGCAAUCUUACCAUUCUCAAUAUUGAAUUAUGUUGUGCUUAGUACUGAGUUGGGGUUGUUUUAUAGUUAUAGUUUGGUUCCUGAAAUCCGAAAUUUUGGAGGUAAACAUUUAUUGCAAAAUACAACUUAUUAUUGGGGGACCCUAUUCAAUGCUGAAACAACAGCUACACAAUGUUGUGCUGGUAUCGGCACUGGUGAUGUUGUUGGUAAAGAUGGUGGUGUUGCUACUCCUCAUCUUGAUGAAGAAGCAGUUGCUGGUAAUCCAGUAAAUGAGGUGAAAAUGUAG